CAAAAAAUCACCCUGGGAACAAGAAAAAUCAUCAAAAAUCACCCUGGGAACACCAAAAAUCACCCUGGGAACAAUAAAAACCACCUUGGGACCCCAAAGAUCACCCUGGAAACACCAAAAACUUUCUGGGACUCCCCAGAUAACCCUGGGACCCCCCUUAAACCCCCUGACAGCCCUUGGGACCCCCCAAAAACCCCAAAUCUUCCCUCGAGUCCCUCCCAGGACCCCCCAAAAUCCCUCCCUCACCUUCCUUCGCCCCUUUCGGGGGUCCCAAACCCCGGUGAUCCCCGGAUUUUCCGUGUCCCCCCACAGGUGACGUCCCUCGGGGGGUCCCCGGUGGCGGCCGUGUGGUCGGAGCGGGGCCAGGUGGAGGUGCUGGAACUGGGGAGGGCCCUGAGGGUCCUGGAGGGGCCAUCUGGGGAGGGGGAUUCCAGGAGGGGGCAGAGGAGCGUGCAGCAGGGGGCUCUGCCCGAGCUCGCCACCUUCAGCGGACACCUGGACGAAGGGUUCGCGCUGGACUGGAGCCCACAGAGCCCAGGCCGGCUGCUGUCCGGGGACGUCCGCGGGCGCAUCCAUCGCUGGGAGCCGCGCGAGGCCGGCUGGGCCGUGGACCAGCGGCCAUUGCUCGGCCACGGCGGCAGCGUGGAGGACAUCCAGUGGUCACCCAGCGAGGCCUCGGUGUUCAUCUCGUGCUCCUCGGACGCCUCCAUCCGCGUGUGGGACGUGCGGGCGCCGCCGCCCCGCGCCUGCCAGCUGAGCGUGGCCUCGGCGCACGACGGCGACGUCAACGUCGUGUCCUGGA
This is a messenger RNA of Parus major (Great Tit), 802 nucleotides long. It is a transcript of the gene GRWD1, whose product is annotated as glutamate rich WD repeat containing 1. Gene Ontology annotation, molecular function: protein binding. The record is from RefSeq and is a predicted model, not a curated record. Lineage: Eukaryota; Metazoa; Chordata; Aves; Passeriformes; Paridae. The annotation marks the transcript as partial. The transcript has 3 exons.